CCUCCACCAUCCCCGCGGCCGCACGCCGCCCCGCUGGAGCUGUGCUGCUCCGGCGCCCCUCCUCGCCCGGCUUGCGGCUCGGGCCGCCCCGCACGACUCGCCGUCUCCGUGCCACGACCAUCUCUCGCGAGCCCGCCGGCCCCGUGCCGGCUUCUGCUCCGCCCAGCCGCGGCUUGCCGCGCCGGCUGCGCCCCUCACCGCCGUGACCAGCGUCCGUGCUGGCUCGGCCGGCCGUCCCCGCCUGCGCCAUUUCCACGCCGGGUUCCACCCGCGCCGGCGGCGUCGAGCCGCCAACCCCUCUACGUCCCCGCACCCGGCUGCCGGCUCCCGCGCCCGUCACCUGUGCCGCCCGCCGGAUCCCGUCCCCAACGUCGCCCGCGUCUGGCCGCUUCCUCGCUCGGCUGGCGGGCUCCCGCGCGCCCGUUGGCCGAGCCGCCUCCGGCUCCCGCGCGCCCGUCGCCUGUGCCGCCUCCGGCUCCCGCCCGCUCCGGCCGGCUCUGGCGUCCGCCACCGCCCCUGGCCGACUCCCCUCCUGGCCGCCUCCGCUUGCGGCCGCCUGCCGCCCGCUCCGGCCGGCUCCGGCUUCCGCGCACCCUGCCGGCUUCCCAGGCCUGCCGGGUCUGCGCCCGCCCCGCCCCGUGGCUGACUCCCUCGGCUCCGCCUCCGCGAGCUGCUCCAGGCGCGGCCCCGCCCCCUGCGGCCUCCUCCUCCUCCGCCGACCCGGCUGCGCCUCGCGUCUGCCGCUGUCCGACUGCUCCGCCUCGACCGCAGGCGUGCCCGCUGCCCGAGGCCGGCUCCUCCGCCCGAGCGGCAGCCGCCGGGGUCCUCCGCGCCGCGCCCGCCCUCUGCCCCGGGCUGCUCUGCGUCGAGCCGCCUCCGGGGCUCGGCCGGUUGCCCGUGCCGGCCUUGCCGUCUCACCCCCGCACCCGGCCGCCUGCUCCCGCGCCCGUUGCCUACCCCGCCGCGCGGACUCCUCCGCCUGCGCGCCCCGUGGCCGGCUGCGUCGCGCCGGUCGAAGGCCGGCUGAGCUCCGCGCCGACUCGCGCCUGCGACGGCCGCCUCCCGCCUCGGCCGUGGCCUUCGCUGGCCGGCUGCCCAGAAGACAAAGAAGGGGGGCCGGCUAGAAGAGGAUGGCUGUUCGGUUGGAAAAAAAAGAGAGAAGAGAAAAAAAAUGCGUCCGACUGCCAGAUAUACGUCCGACCGUUGGCUAUCUGGCCGGCUGCAAAGAGCCCGACUGCCGUGUCGGGGUCCGCCCUUCAGCCGUCUGAAGAAGAAAAAGAAGAAGACAAAGUAGUUGCCGGAAGAUCCGGCCCGACUGCUCAGCAGUCGGCCCGAAUCUCGGGGGCUACACCAAGCGGGUGCGCUGACGCGCCCCCGCGAGAGAAG
Molecule: messenger RNA, 1386 nt
Organism: Triticum urartu
Lineage: Eukaryota; Viridiplantae; Streptophyta; Magnoliopsida; Poales; Poaceae
Source: RefSeq, a predicted model, not a curated record